Molecule: messenger RNA, 2205 nt
Organism: Prorocentrum cordatum
Lineage: Eukaryota; Dinophyceae; Prorocentrales; Prorocentraceae
Source: the annotation of a GenBank genome assembly
AUUGGAAGGCGCAUGGCUUGCGAUAGUCUGGAAGCACGGUGAUACGCUACUCCGACCGCUUCGGAUCAAGCAGCCCAUUUGUGCUGGCCUGGGCGCCCUCGGCCACGUGCUCGAGGGGAAGGGCACGGCCAGACGGGAUGGCGCCGGUGGGCAGCACUUUCGCGUUGAGCUCGCUGGUGGUAAGCGGGCUCUUCGGCGCGCUGCGAACGGGCAUCUGGGAGACAGCGCCUGCGCCCAGCGAUCCCGCAGGCGCAUUGCCCACCGCGACGGCGGUCGACGGGGACUCGGCCGAUUGGAGGGGAGCCACGGCGGCGGCUGCGCAAGCCAGACUUCCCGGUGGACCGCAGGGGUCGGCCGCGCCAGAGCCACUCACGGAGGCCAGGCCCGCGGUGCGUGACCUGGCGACAACUGUCGAGGGAUCGGCGGCCGAGGGGGACAUGGGCGACCCCAGCGGAGCCGCCGCAGCAGCUGUGCAGGCCGGGAGGACCAGCAGACCGCGAGGUCCGGUCGCGCUGGCGCCGGCCACGGAGGCCAGGCAUUCUGGCAGUGGUCCGGCAGCUGCGCAUGCCGACGGGACCGGCACACAGGUCGGCAAAGGUCGCAGGGCGGCUGCGCACGUGUCGGCAAAGCCAGCGCUGGCCACAGAGGGUGAACACCUGGCGCCCAGCAUUGAGGUGGCGGCCACGGCCGAAGUGGCGGCGGCCGCGGGGGACGGAAGCGCCUUGGGCGGAGCCACCGCGGCGCCGGCGCAGGCAGGGAGGACCAGCACACCGAUUGGUUCGGCCGCGCUGGCGCCGGCCACGGAGACUAGGCACUCCGUGCCCGGCACUGAGCGGGCCUGUGCUGCGAGCUGUUCCCCUUGCACCGCGGCUCCCGCUCACGUCGCAGACGGGGACGCGGAGAGGGGCACCAGCGCCUGCCCUCCGUGCCCAGCUCCGACCUGCUCCGCCGACAAGCUGCUGGGGGCGCCUCUCCAGUCCGCGGAUGAGGCUGCAGCGUCCUUCUCGCUGGACUGGUACUCGCUGCUCCAGUGGGCCUGGAGCGUGCCGUGGUGGGUGGCGUGCGCCUUUUACUACGGGUGCCGGGCUUUGUGCUGCCGUCGGCGCAGUGGCGGCAGCGAGGCGGACGCUGGCCAGGAGUGGGACGACGAGGAGGCAGAUGCCGAAGACAGGUGUGGCCAGGCCACCUCGGCCGCGGAGCUCCGCCCCUGGGUGCCGGACCUGCGCCUUGGAGCCGAGCCGCCGCUGGCGCCCACCGCCACCGGAGGCGCGGGCGGCGACAGCCUGGUGGACCAGACGGCCGAGGAGGGGCAGGCCGCGGAGCCGUGCGAACCCGGCGCGCGGGCUGCGGGGCCCUCUGGCGAGGGCGUGGGCGAGAAGGGGGAGCCGCCGCUGGUGCAGGCCAGGCCCCUUUCGGAGGUACCCUCCCCCUCCCGGUCGGCAGUGGGCGCGCAGCCUCAGAGCGCGGGCAGCCCUGCCGCCGCGCCGAGGCUGGCGCGCAGCCCAGAGCCGGCAGAGGAGGGUGCCGGCCGCUUGGAGGGCUGCUCGCCGCUGUCCACGCCGCGCGGCGGCUUGGACAGCCCGCUGAAGGCGGACGACGACGCCGAGGACGUCGUGGCACGCGCCCAGAGGCUCCUGGAGCACGCGUGCUUGGCAAAGGACUGCGUGAUCUUCGAGGAGGAAGACGACGAGCUGCGGCACCAUCGCCAGCGCUCCGAGGCGCUGGGCCCACUGGCACACUCACUGGCGGACCUUUUGGCGGAGCACGAGCGGAUGCGCGACGCGGGCGCAGUCCUCUUGGACACCAUGGAGCGACUGCAGGAGGACAACCAACAGCUGGCUGGGGACGCGGCGUACUGGCGCGCCCUCGUGGAGGGAAGGAGGGGCGAGGAGAACUCCAGCGCGGGGGAGACUCCGGAGAGACUGCCUUGCGCGAGCCUGGGGGAGGCCGAUGAGGACCAGCCGGAGUUCACGCCGUGAGCCGGCCCGGGGCGGGGCCCCGUGCCAGACGACGCCCCCGUGGGCUCGCAGGCCAAGGCCGUGAGUGGUGAGCAAGCCCCGGCCGGGGCGGGGGCUCGGGCGCUGUCUCUGGGGGUCCGCCUGCCAGCGGCCCCGUGGGGCUGCGGCCGCGGCGGCGCAAUUAGGAAUUUGGACAUGGGCGCAGGUGGGCCUGUCAACCGACCUCUUCCACCUUGAGAGCGCCUCC